Fopius arisanus is the source of this 1866-nucleotide messenger RNA. Its product is annotated as nudC domain-containing protein 1. The record is from RefSeq and is a predicted model, not a curated record. Lineage: Eukaryota; Metazoa; Arthropoda; Insecta; Hymenoptera; Braconidae. Bases 221 to 1834 code for a protein of 537 amino acids. The transcript is spliced from 3 exons.
CGAGUCGAAAGUAUCGAUUUCCAUCCAAAGGUGUCGAUAGACCCGCAAUAUCAAUUAAUCGAAAUCGGUAUUAUAUCGAACUUCCAAUCGUUUCAGAAAAACGAACCAAAAAGUUUGAAUCAGUUUCAUGAAUUCAAGAGAACUAGGUCUUUUUAAUCAAAGACUUUUUUAAUUCAAUAAAUAAAUCAAUUUUUUUUUAGGCCCACGAUAUUAUUAGAGGAUGCCAAAAAUAAUUGAACUCCGGCCGAGAAAAGAACUCUUGAACAAUCAUUUUGAGAAAUAUCAGUUCUCCUCGGAAGUCAUUCCAGUCACCGAAGAGAUAAAUCUGCCAAAAAAGGUGAUCCACCGAGUGCCAUCCCCUGGUCAGGACUCUCUCCUGGAGGCUCGUCUGUUCGCCUUCCACAAUCAUUUAUUCCAGAGCCCCUACGACGACUCCUGCUGGUUCGUCGACGAGGAUGACACUCUGUGGUGUUUCCAGCCAGAUGGAACCCUCCAUCACGUCCACUCUCUCCCCAACAGCAGCCCCAGGUCCUUCAACUCCACGAUAUCAUUCGCCUCCGAGGAAAUCAUCGUUGUGAGCUCCGGAGGAAGUUCUCUCGAUGUAAUCCUACCAAAUAAUGAAAAUCCAGAGCAGAAGGUGAUCCUUACUCUAAAAGAAAUUGAUUCUGGAGUUCUGAUGGACGCACAGCACCUCCAGGAGAAUAAUUCCCUGAUCAUCCUCAUGUCCUGCAUCAUCGAGGAGAGCAAUAAGAAGAAAUCCAAGAUAGUAGUGCUGAAUUACUCGAUAGAAAAUGUAGAGAGUCCCAAAUUGUCCAGGAGGCAGGAGCUGGUGGUGAAUGGAUCGGUGGAUUACGCUUAUAUCGAGUCAUCUGGGGAUUCUAUUGUCGUCCUCAGUGGAGACCCUGCGAGAUUUACUCAGGACUCGAUGAAGCCAGUUCAUGAGUCCUCGGAGGAGUCCUCUCCUGGGGUAAAAAUACCCAGUCACUACUGGUCCCAGGAUGAAGAUUCGGUGAUAGUCUGGGUGAAAAUCCCAGAGAGGCAUAACAAUGCGCAGGUCGUCGUCGACGUCACAGCAAAUUCACUCCGGAUUUCUGUCGAGGAUGAGGUGCUCAUCCAGGGAAACUGUCAAUUUUCGAUUGACCCAGAUACAGCGACCUGGGGCAAGGAAGCAAACGGUUUCAAGGUGGAAGUGAUGAAGGCAGCUCCUGGACAGAUGUGGAGUGAACUCAUCCAGGGGAACACUGAGGGAGAGCAUCUGCCAAACGAGAGACUGGCUGCUGAAAUUCACUCCAGAUUGUCCCACCUCUGCACAGAUGCCUCAGAAGUUGAAACAGGACAGCCAGCAAUAGGUUUCAACGCAGACCAGCUGGAGGAGUGCGACCUGGAGGGCAAUCAGAGCUACCUCCAGAGGAUAAACCUGGAAUUCCACCUGACAACUCAUCUCGCCAUCCUGGGGACUAACAAUCGUCUCCUCUUCACUCAACAUCAACGUCUCUGCAUACGUCAGGAUCACGACGGCUGUGUCUGGCAUCUCCAAGAGGUCCCUAACGACUGGCAACUCAACCACGAGAGCACUUUCCCUGGUUUUGGGUACGUGGAGGCCAGUAAAAGUAAUAAAAAAUUCUGCAUUUCACCAGGGAAUGGUCACUACGUCGUCAUCGUGGAAGACACAAGACAUGCCUUUAUUUAUGAGAGACCUGGGGCAAAUGCCAGGAUCGCUAGACAAAAAAUCGUCGACCUGGGCCCCAAGGCCCUCUCCAUCGUCGGUGCUGUUGCCACAAAUGAGUAUCUUAUUCUUCUCACUGAGAAUCAAUUGUACAAGCUCAAAGUUUAACUGGAAAAUCCUCAAUAAUACGAAUAAUAAUG